CUGAUCUAUUUUUAAUAUGGACGCUUAGAACCCUGUACCACAUGGUAAACUUAAACAAAACAAAUUCACAUAAAGAUGCCAGUCCAGACACGAAGAAGUAGCCGAAAAUCGGUCAAAGGAAAUAUAAGGACCGAGGAUGAAGUAUCCAGUGAAAUUUCGGGCAAAGAUAUUUCCGAAUCUUACGAUUUAGAGAGUUUAGUGUCUCAUGCAUACAACCACAUCGCAUCAAAAAUCUUAUCUAAAAAAGACUGCAAUGAAAUACGUGAUCUACCAAAUAGCAGAGAAUCUGCGGUGGAAGACUUCGAUGAUAGGCUUGUUCUACCAGCUGAGAUUUUAAGCGAGGAAAAAGAUGCCACUGUGCUCGCUUCUGAAUUACAGCCACGCCUUGAGCCCACAGAAAUGUAUUUGAGUCUAACCCGGCCUUCCACAGUCUCAUCCAAUAUUCCCAGUGCUUCACUAGCAAACAUUGACAAGUUAAUGAAGAAAAGUGUCAUCACAUCAGAUUUUGAGAAGAAGCACACAGCUCCCCCCAUGCGUGAAUCUUACAAUCAGAGACAGUGGAAACGGAAGCAAGCUACAGAGCAAUCAGCUGGACCAAAGUGGUUUGACUUGCCUGCCACCACAGUGACACCUGAAUUGAAACAAGAACUCAAGGUCCUCAAAAUGAGACAUAUUCUGGACCCCAAACGGCAUUACAAGAAGAACGAUUCCAAGGAGCUGCCCAAGUAUUUCCAGAUGGGUACGGUUGUUGAAGGUGCUGCUGAUUUCUACUCUUCUCGUAUCCCAAAACGAAGCAGAAAGAACAAUAUUGUACAAGAAUUACUAGCAGACGCACAGUUUAGAAGGUAUAACAAGAAAAAGUUUCUUGAAAUUCAAGCUGCAAAAGAAAGCGGAAGAAAGGGAUUUUACAAAAAGAAAACUAACCGAAGAAAACCGGCCUGGGCAAGAAAGUGAGAAGAAAUUCAAAAUGCAGUGAUUAUAACUCUCUCCACUAAAAAGAGAAAAAUAUUUAACAAUUAUACCAUUAAAAGAAAGAAAGACAACUACA
This is a messenger RNA of Nematostella vectensis (starlet sea anemone), 1048 nucleotides long. RefSeq names its product deoxynucleotidyltransferase terminal-interacting protein 2. The transcript has 6 exons. Gene Ontology annotation, biological process: RNA processing. The record is from RefSeq and is a predicted model, not a curated record. Gene Ontology annotation, molecular function: RNA binding. Bases 76 to 954 code for a protein of 292 amino acids. NCBI's taxonomy places the organism in Eukaryota, Metazoa, Cnidaria, Anthozoa, Actiniaria, Edwardsiidae. Gene Ontology annotation, cellular component: nucleolus.